Messenger RNA from Rosa chinensis, 2391 nucleotides. RefSeq names its product probable transcription factor PosF21. The transcript has 8 exons. The coding region runs from base 492 to 1778 and encodes 428 amino acids. Gene Ontology annotation, biological process: regulation of DNA-templated transcription. NCBI's taxonomy places the organism in Eukaryota, Viridiplantae, Streptophyta, Magnoliopsida, Rosales, Rosaceae. Gene Ontology annotation, cellular component: nucleus. Gene Ontology annotation, molecular function: DNA-binding transcription factor activity. The record is from RefSeq and is a predicted model, not a curated record.
CUUGGUAUAUAUAUAAGUGGUAUAAGCGUCAGCCUUACAGGCCCUGUGUCUACAGAGACAAUCCGACAUCAACUGUUUCAGAUUAUCAAGCUCAGGCGGAUAGAGCAAAGUUUAGGGUUGGAAUUGAUUCUGGGAACACUCAGAUUACACAAAAAAGCUUAACUGAAGGGUGAUGACCAUUGUCUCUAUGUGGGAAACCGUAAAUGAAUGGGAGUAGUGUGGAUUUGAGUGGUUAAAAAACUUAUCAGAUCCGUCCAACACCGUCAUCAUCAUCGUCGUUCUAGUUCACAGAUCCGCGUUUUCAUCGCUGAUUAUCACGUUUUCAUCGCUGAUUAUCAGAGCUCAGUCGAUUCCAGUCAUUCUUCUUCAUCUGAGCUGGUUUGGUUGAAAAUACUGAACUCUAGUUCAUGGGAAAAUGAAUAACAUUUAUCAUCUAGUUCAGCUCAUUCCCAGGGUUUGGUUGUAACAUUUUAGUGUUGUGAUUAUUUUAGAUGGAUAAGGACAAGUCUCCUGCACAUGGUGGAGGUUUACCACCACCAUCAGGCAGGUACUCGAGUCUUUUGCCGACUUACAAUGUGAAGACUGAACCCUCUUCAUCAUCAUCAUUUCCACCAUUGGCCUCUGGUGCUACUGCAGAGCCAGGUCAUUUUGGUCACGGAAUGUCCACUGAAUCUAAUCACUUUAGUCAUGAUAUUAGCCGAAUGCCAGAUUACCCACCAAGGAAAUUGGGUCAUAGACGUGCCCAUUCAGAAAUUGUGACCCUUCCAGAUGAUAUUAGCUUUGAUAGUGACCUUGGUGUUGUGGGUGGUGCCGAUGGUCCUUCAUUUUCAGAUGAGACAGAGGAAGACUUGUUGUCUAUGUACCUUGAUAUGGACAAAUUCAAUUCUUCAUCUGCUACAUCGGACUUUCAAGUGGGUGAACCAUCAGCUUCUGCUGCACCAGCUGCUCCAGCAACAAGAGCGCUCACUAGCUCUACAGAGAAUAUUAGCAUGGGUACUCAUGAGAGACCCAGAGUUAGGCACCAACAUAGCCAAUCAAUGGAUGGAUCAACAACCAUCAAAACAGAGAUGCUGGUGUCGAGCUCAGAAGAGAUGUCUGCAGCUGAUUCCAAGAAAGCCAUGUCAGCUACCAAGCUUUCGGAACUUGCCUUAGUUGAUCCAAAACGUGCAAAGAGGAUCUGGGCAAAUAGGCAGUCAGCUGCAAGGUCAAAGGAAAGGAAGAUGCGGUACAUUGCAGAGCUUGAACAGAAAGUUCAGACCUUGCAAACAGAAGCAACAUCGUUGUCUGCUCAGUUGACUCUCUUGCAGAGAGACACAAAUGGUCUGACUUCUGAAAACAGUGAACUGAAACUGCGCUUGCAAACGAUGGAGCAACAGGUUCACUUACAAGAUGCACUUAAUGAUGCACUCAAAGAGGAAAUUCAGCACCUGAAAGUUCUGACUGGCCAAGCUAUGCCAAAUGGUGGACCUAUGAUGAACUUCGCUUCUUUUGGUGCUGGUCCUAGUGCUGGCCAGCAGUUUUAUCCAAACAAUCAAGCCAUGCACACUCUUCUAACUGCACAGCAAUUUCAACAGCUCCAGAUACAUUCUCAGAAGCAGCAGCAUCAGUUUCAGCAGCAUCUACUGCAUCAACUUCAGCAACAACACAUGCAGCAGCAGCAGCAGCAGCAACAACAACAACAACAAAGUGAGGACUUGAAAACAGGAGCAACCGUGCAGUCUCCAAGUUUAAAUGAUAAUGCUUCAGAGGUCAACCAAACAGUAGCAAAGGAUUGUUAAGAGAAAUUCUCCAGUUGGUCAGAAGUAGUGGGGGUACGUAGUCAGUUCAGGACAAGAGCUUUUCUAAUAAGCAAGCCAAGCUUGAAAUCGCAGAAAUACACACCUGAAUUGGAACAUUUGGUUCGUUUUCGAUCCGUAUUUGUUCUUCAAUUUGUUGUUUGAUGGAUUAGUUGUCAAGUUAGAAUAAGUGACUUUCUAACCUGUGUGAAUAAUUGCUCUGUUUUUGUUUCUUUUACUGUUUUAUUUGGCAUGGUUUCAUCUCUUAAGCCACCUCUUAAGAGGAAGGUUAGGUAGGGCAAAGAAAUCUGAAGAGGAAGGGAAUUCUAUGUUGAGAAUGGGAUGAUUGAUUCGUGAUAUUGUAUCUGUACGAAAAUUCGUGCUCCUGUUUAUCAUAUUCUAUAUCAUGUACCCUUAUUAUUUAAAGGAGUAUUAACAGUAGACUUAAAAUGAAAGGACAGUAUAUAACCAAAACAUGUAUAGCAUUCCCUCAUAGCACAGAUUACAAUUCUAAUAUAUUUCACAGCUCUUCGAUGGAUGUAAAGAUUGGCUGUGAAGUUUUAGAUUGAACUGCUACUUUUUAUGGUUAUGAAUGAUGGUGGAAGUUGCAACUUUA